Girardinichthys multiradiatus is the source of this 973-nucleotide messenger RNA. RefSeq names its product eotaxin-like. Gene Ontology annotation, biological process: neutrophil chemotaxis; G protein-coupled receptor signaling pathway; cellular response to tumor necrosis factor. Gene Ontology annotation, cellular component: extracellular region. Bases 381 to 656 code for a protein of 91 amino acids. Lineage: Eukaryota; Metazoa; Chordata; Actinopteri; Cyprinodontiformes; Goodeidae. The record is from RefSeq and is a predicted model, not a curated record. Gene Ontology annotation, molecular function: CCR chemokine receptor binding; chemokine activity. The transcript is spliced from 3 exons.
AGGAACCCUUUGAAAACAAACCUGCAAAUAUAUGAAUGCAAAUAUCUUCUUUUUUAGAGUUUUAAAGUUGUUUCUUUCUCCUUUUGCAACCAUAUAAGUUUUAUAUGCAGGAGAAUUAUUGUACUUCAUGCGUUUGAGAUGCUUUGGUCUAAUCACAGCUGUAUUUCUGCAUCUACCACUCUAUCUAACUAAGUGGAAAGUUUCACUGUCACAGAAACAUUGAGUCGCUGGGUAACCACAAACACCCUGUCUAUUUCAACACCUCUGACAACUUUUUUUAGGUUAUGAUCUUGAUAAACGCAGCACCACCCCACUGUCUUUUAGAAAGCCCGAAUCGUCAGCCGUGGUGUUAAUCGCUAACAGAGCAAUAUCUUGUCAUCAUGAAGGUUGCUCAGAUCUUCCUGCUCUGCGUCCUGGGAGCCGUUCUGGUGUCCACAGUCCUCUGCAACAGUUCAACUGGUCCUGAUGACUGCUGUUUUGACUUAUACUCAAAACCUAUAAACAAAAGGCUCAUCACUUCAUAUUACAUGACUGAUCCCCGCUGCCCUGUGGGUGCAGCUAUUUUAAUAACAAAAAAGUCACGCCGCAUCUGUGUGGAUCCAAAGCAACUCUGGGUGGAGAAGAUUAUUAAUUUUCUGGAGUAUAAGUCCCUUUAAAGGAGCUGCCUACUGUCCUGCUUUAUCAGACCAUGUGAAAUAGAAUGAUACACAUGUAGCAAACUGAGCAUGAUGUUGGUAUCAAUUCUAUACUGUUGCAAGUAAUCAGAGAUUUUGCUUUAAUAUACAAUCAUUGUUUGUUUUUCUAUCGUUUCUUUUAAAAGCUUUGCACAACAACUAUCCUACAGCAGUGAUUGUAACCUGUAGGAUAUUCUGGAAUUUUGCAGUUUUGCCUAAGAUGUAAAACUAUAACAGCACUUUUCUUUUGCAUGUAUGUUUUUUGUAUUUGCUCACAAAUAAAUCUAACUUUUAUCUAA